AUGGCUGCUGUUACUCAGAGGCACAAGGCCGCAAAGUACGGCAAAGCGCAUCGCAAGGCCUUGGUGGACGCCGCUUUCGGGGGUUUAGAUGAACUUUCACAGACACCGUGGGAUACUGCGUGCUACUCUAACAUACAGCGCACCGACCAAGAAGCUACGCCCCAAAACAAUGCAGCGAUCCCCAAUCAUCCGUUGCGAUCCUCGAACCACCACCACCACCAUACUAGUCGUAGCUCCUCUACGUCCUCUCAAUCUCGCGAAGACGAAUUGUACGGAUCUCCACCGUCAGAUGACGAAGUUCAAAAGAAACAAAGUGUCGCAAUUAGGAAACGGCGGAAGCUGUCGCCACCUGCUGAAGCAAAGCAGAACGCUCCUCUGCGCUUUGAUGACGCUGGAAAGCAGAAAGCGAAGGCCAAACAGAUGCUUCAGAAAGGAAAGGCUCACCUUUCAGCACCUGUUGCAAGCGCUGAAACUUCCCUGCCCAGCACUACAGGACAGAAGACUAUCAGCGAGGGACAAAGACGUUCGAAGAAUGUGCCGAUCGCUAGGAAGCCUACACAGAAGAAGCUCAACUCUCUAUCUGAAACUGUUCAAAAGAGAUACAAAGUAGUCGCCGCCCCCAAAAUUACUUCAAAGCAGGCGCGGUACAGUAUCCGACCACGAGAAGGAUCUUCUUCUACAUCGAACGAACGGUUACGAGAUUCUGCUGCACCACAGACUCCUCCUCCAGGUCUCGGAGAUCCGCCCGUCACGCCACCAAGGUCAAGCCCCAUCCCGCAUGGGUAUUCUACGACCCCACGCCAGCAAGAUCUCUGGGAUCGAUUGCUUGCCUCAGAAAGCCAGUAUGCCAGUCCCAGUCAGCUUAGUAUGUCGGGUUUCGACAUCUCGGAUGGGGCAAAGGCCUCUGCGCAAUCUUGCCCUAAAUCUUCUGGCCCGCCAAGUUAUAAACAGUGCACCUCUACAAGGCUGAUCGAUGCCUUGAAAAGCCCACAAAAGCGGUCAAGAUCUCAAGAUUCAGAUUCCAGCACCGACUCACAAUUCUCCGCCAAAAGCACGGCGAGCAACUUCCGGCCCCUGAUUGCAGAAGAACAGAUUCCAGGUGUUACCGAUACUGUCAACUUCGAGCUAGCCGGUGGCGCAAACAACCAUGUCAAUGGAAUGGGCGAACAUGAUUUGUACCUUGGCGAAACGUCGAUUGCUCAACCAAUCGUCCCGUCUCGUGGGCUGAAAGUUACCUACGCACAACAAAGGUCAUAUCUGACUGAUCAGACAGAAAGUCAGAAAGUGAGUUUUGACUUCUCGCCCCAAAUAGCAGUGCCGAGACCUCAGCAACCUCAAAAGUACGCCCCCACAGGGACCGCAUCUAGAUCCAAUUCAAUCGAUGAAUAUGAGUUUGAGCUAGACGAGCCUCAAAAUCCACAGGUCGGAGCUAUGAGAAGCAUUCAUGAGCUACGGGAAGCUGGUGGUAGUGUACGAUCGGUGGGUGAAUUGGAGGCCCUCCUCGAUGAACUUGAUGGGAGUCAAGACCAGGUUACUGUUACGCGAAGGAUACUCAUCGCGUUCGCGACUAAAUUUGAGGAGCCGUCGAAUUCCCGCCUCUUCGUAGACAAAGGCUUUGAGCUGCGCCUAUUUUCGAAGGCUGUCGAUAUCCGCGAUACAAUAGUGAUGUCACUACAUGCAAUGUCGAUGCUGCGACUUCUUUUGAAUUGCAACUCUCCGACGCUUAGAGUUUUUCUGACUGACAAGAAGAUAAUGCCUUUCCUUAUGCAACUUCUCACAUCUGAUCAGAACCUAGUUGUCCUAGCCAAACAACGAGAGACGAAUCUGUCAAAGCUCGCACAGCAAGAAUAUGUUGCACUAUGUAACAGACUACUGGCGCCUGUGCUAUGGAGGAAAGGCCGUCCAACCCUCGUCUCCUGCCGAUUGCUUUCUUUACAAUGCCUCGAGCACCUCUACAGUCUGCAAAUAGACCAAAACCCCUUCGCUCAGCCAUUGACAGCAGAAAACGCCCAGCAGCUAAUAGAGACCUCAAUUCCCAAGCAAUCCGAUCUUUGGGCUUCUAAUCAAACACAACGCGUUAGCGUCCAUCUUUCAGUAUCUAUUCUCGAAACCUACAUUAUCGGAGGUGGUGCAGCGAUUCAGGCCCUACAAACACCUGAGAUUCUGGAUCGUAUCGUACAGGUUUUGCCUAGCAUAUCGGCAUAUCAUAAGGACUCUGAAGCGCUCCAGGUCCAAACACUUCGCUUGUAUCUCAACAUGACAAAUAACGUGCCUGGAAUCUCAGAAGCUUUUGCGCACCCAGAUGUUGUGACAACCAUUUUCGAUUUCGUAACAUCAUACUUUACACAAGCGGGUGAGGAGGACGCCGAGAACAAGUUAGCCAAGUUGGACAAAGGCAUCCUCUCAUUGGGGUGUCUAACAAACAUCGCAGAAGUCUCAGAGGGAAUGAGAUGCCAAUUCCUCCGGCGGACGGGAGAGCAACCUGCAAUGUUAGAUGCGCUCAUGCAGCUCUUCCUGACCAACAAUCGCAAAGCUUCCGAGGUUUACUCGCAAGAAGAAAGCAUUAGCAAUGUUGCCUUUGGAUACGUCUCAGUCCUGAUCUGCUAUCUCUGCCUGAGUGAGCCCGUGAGGGUUCAAGUGCCCUCAUUGCUGCCCGAGAAAUCCCUCCAAACUGUCUUUGAAGCAGUCGCAGAGUUCCUCGAAUACCAUCGCAUGAUCGAUGACAAGACCGGAAAUAAUCAGAAUACAGAUGGCCGAAUAGGCUUCGUAGAGCGUGUACAGGGGGUCUUGAACGAUCUCGGGUCGCGAUGA
Molecule: messenger RNA, 2811 nt
Organism: Bacidia gigantensis
Lineage: Eukaryota; Fungi; Ascomycota; Lecanoromycetes; Lecanorales; Ramalinaceae
Exons: 2
Coding region: 1-2811 (936 amino acids)
Biological process (GO): regulation of chromosome condensation
Source: RefSeq, a predicted model, not a curated record